This is a messenger RNA of Aphis gossypii (cotton aphid), 1168 nucleotides long. Its product is annotated as inhibitor of growth protein 5-like. The record is from RefSeq and is a predicted model, not a curated record. Gene Ontology annotation, biological process: regulation of DNA-templated transcription. NCBI's taxonomy places the organism in Eukaryota, Metazoa, Arthropoda, Insecta, Hemiptera, Aphididae. Gene Ontology annotation, cellular component: nucleus. Bases 560 to 1027 code for a protein of 155 amino acids. The transcript is spliced from 4 exons.
ACAUGACGUAUUAAAAAUAAUAAUAUAAUGUAAAUAUUUUUUCUUCCUUCAACAUCAACACGGACACGCGGUCCAACGUAGCCACGUUAGCACGACGAAUCGAUAGAGCUACAGCUGCUGAGGUUCGGUCCCUUUUAUCACUUUUAUUGCAGCGGUCCAACCGGUAAAUCAAAAUCGUUAGCGCUGUGUUGCCAGUCGCCAAGUCCGAGUGUCCGACAUAUUGUGUAUACAAAGCUUGUCGUAAGACUUGUACGUCUAUUGUGUAUUUUGUUUAUACGCGUCUGUGGUCGUGUAUUGUUGCCUUACAAAUUGAAGUACGAAAAAAUCACGAUUUCCCGUAAACGUUUGCAAUUUACGUAUCGUCGUAUUACUUACAUCUUUAAUCGUUUCGCGUUUGUCGUGUUAUCUAUCCCAUUAAAUCGACAGAAAACAUUUUUUAAGGUACAUUUCGUGUUCUAAGUAUUACUAAUACGCGACAAAGUCCGGAUCGUUGUUGCUGUUUACAAACGGGUUUUUUUCAUCUUUUGCUACUACCUAUAAUAAUUAUCGACCAACAAUAAUGGCAUCAGCACCAUACGUGGACGAAUAUCUUGACAGUUUGGGGAACCUUCCGGUGGAGUUAAAACGUAAUUUCGCUUUGAUGCGAGAGCUCGGCGGUAGAUCUCAAGAAGAGAUGCGCUACAUUGAUAAACUGUCGAACGAUUUUUUGUCAAAUAUCGAUAUCUACCACGGAAGCAAAAAGAUAGAAAAAAUGAACAAAAUACAGCGUAAAUUCAAUAAAGCAAAAGAAUAUGCCGAUGAUAAAGUUCAAUUGGCUAAUCAAACUUAUGAAUUGGUGGAUGAAUAUAUUCAGAAAUUAGAUUCAGAGUUGACACGUUUUGAAGAGGAAAUGCAAGACAGAGCCUCCAGUACUUCAAGAUAUGAAGAGGAAAGUUUACCGAAAUGUGGACGUAAGAAUAAUGACAAAGAAAUUAACUAUACUACAAGUGAAGAAAACCAAAACAUCUUCAGUCAGUGCUGUUUCUAAUCCGAUAAACCCUACCAAUAGCGUAGCCAGUGUUGUGGUAGAGACCCGUACUGAUGUUGGAGCUGGAGUUGUACAAUCCCCGGAAGUAAUAGACAUGCCUGUUGAUCCAAAUGAACCAACUUAUUGUUCAUGCACCCAAGU